This is a messenger RNA of Sorex fumeus (smoky shrew), 1817 nucleotides long. It is a transcript of the gene DBNDD2, whose product is annotated as dysbindin domain containing 2. The transcript is spliced from 5 exons. Gene Ontology annotation, biological process: negative regulation of protein kinase activity. The coding region runs from base 1 to 855 and encodes 284 amino acids. NCBI's taxonomy places the organism in Eukaryota, Metazoa, Chordata, Mammalia, Eulipotyphla, Soricidae. The record is from RefSeq and is a predicted model, not a curated record. Gene Ontology annotation, cellular component: cytoplasm.
AUGUUGCCGGGGCUGACCGGGGACCUGCUACCUCUCAGGGGGGCCCCCCACUGGCCCCGCCGGGCCCGAGGCGAGCGCGUGUGCCCGCGGGCGCCCCUCCCCCACUUCCGCCUCCUGCCUCUUCCUCGUUCCCGACUCCCAGGGCCCGUGGGUUCCCGGGGGAGCCGGCGGCGCAGCCCCACCCGCCCGGCGCGCCCCGCUCCCACGCCCCCGCCGCUCGCCGCGCGCCGCGCGGACGCAACUGACUCAGCCGGGCCGCGCGCGCCGCAGGUAGGGCCGGGCGGCCGGGGCGCAGUGCUUGUUGGGGUUUCUCCUCCCCUGCUCUGCCUCAGAGCUGUACCUGCGCUUCCCCCUCCAGGAGCCGAUAUGGACCCAAACCCCCGGGCAGCCCUGGAGCGCCAGCAGCUCCGCCUCCGGGAACGGCAGAAAUUCUUUGAGGAUAUUUUACAGCCCGAUGCAGAAUUUGUCUUUCCUCUGUCACACCUGCAUCUCGAGUCACACCGACCCCCUAUCGGUAGUAUCUCGUCCAUGGAAGUGAACGUGGAUACGCUGGAGAAUGUGGAAUUCAUUGACCUGGGGGAUCCGGACGGAGCAGAUGUGUUCUUGCCUUGUGAAGAUCCCCCACCGACCCCGCAGACAUCCGGGGUGGACGAGCAUGCAGAAGGGCGGAGCCUACCCAUGUCCACGCCAGACAGGACCACGUCGUCCCGCUCCUCCUCUUCAUCCUCCGACUCCUCCACCAACCUGCACAGCCCAAAUCCCAGCGACGGCGGCGCAGACACGCCCUUGGCACAGUCCGACGAGGAGGAGGAGGACGAGGAUGCUGGCGAGGCAGAGCCUGGAGCCUGCAGCUAGCAGUGGGCCCCCCCGACGGACGGCCUGAGCUGGCUCUCCUCCACUUGAGACCGUGGAGGGCCCAGCCGGGCACUGUGGAAAAGAGCAGACUUUCCCCCCGUCCCCCGAAGUGGGCCCCAGAGGAAGGUGGGCCGGCCGGCAGGCCACUCUGGGAAUCGACCCUCUCCUCCUCCUCUCCCGCUAACCUGGGCCUGCGGUAACCCUCCCAACCCGUUUCCGGCUGAUUUCCUAGGGUAGGGCUGGCGAGUGGAGAUGGGAGAUGAGGUCGGACAGGAUGCCACUGCUUUCCUUAGCACCCGCCCUCCCUCACCCCCCUGCCACUUUCUCAGAGCCUCCUGGACUGGUGUGUCUGAAUGGACAUGGCAUUCCAGGGGAGAGGUACUCCAGCAUCCUGCUUCCGUAAUCCUUUUUAUUCUGAACAGGGCACGGUGUCAAUAAUAAACAACAGUCCACCUGCCCCUCCACUCUAUAUGUCUCCCAUUGCAUGGUGUCAUACCCUCCAUACCAUAUUUCUUUUUCUUUCUUUCUUUCUUUCUUUCUUUCUUUCUUUCUUUCUUCCUUCCUUCCUUCCUUCCUUUUUUUUCUUUUUUCUUUUUGCUUUUUGGGUCACACCUGACGAUGCUCAGGGGUUACUCCUGGCUCUGCACUCAGGAAUUACUCCUGGCGGUGCUCGGGGGACCCUAUGGGAUGCUGGGAAUCGGACCCAGGUCGAUCACGUACAAGGCAAACGCCCUACCCACUGUGCUAUCACUCUAGCCCCACUCCAUAUUUCUUUAGCUUUCUAACCAGCACCCCCUCUCUCUCACUCGCUCACUCCAUCUGUGCUGGGCCUUUGAAUACAGGUUUGAACAGGACAGGGGACAGCCCCGUCUCGGUGGAGUUUAUUGUAUCGAUGGGGGUGGGGAUGGAGCGAUCGGUUAAAUUACCACGGGACACUGUGUAAUAAAUAACAUGACAAGGAA